Acanthaster planci (crown-of-thorns starfish) is the source of this 5498-nucleotide messenger RNA. Its product is annotated as ATP-binding cassette sub-family C member 4-like. Gene Ontology annotation, molecular function: ABC-type transporter activity; chloride channel activity; ATP hydrolysis activity. Gene Ontology annotation, biological process: transmembrane transport; monoatomic ion transport. Lineage: Eukaryota; Metazoa; Echinodermata; Asteroidea; Valvatida; Acanthasteridae. The record is from RefSeq and is a predicted model, not a curated record. Gene Ontology annotation, cellular component: membrane.
GCGCACAAAUAGAUCUCCGCACACAUUGAACAUCGCGGGAGAACACUGUCGGUUAAGGCGAGACAAGUCACAGCAAUACCACUCCACUCACCAGUCGGCAACUGUCUAAACACUCUUCUCCAUACAGUUUCCAAGCCAAAACGAAGUGGUUGAUGCCAGAAGUAAAAACUUCUGGAGUAUGUACUUGGAACACACCUUCGCCUGAAGCACUGGCAGGAACAGAGAAAAUUAAGAGUUCCGCUGCUCGAAAAAGGCUACUGUUGCGUUAGACGACUGAGUAACAUAAGAAUUACGUCACACGUCGUUUCCAUCACAAAAGCUGGCUGGCGUUCAGUGUUAAGUCCUGAACAAUAAGAACUAAGUGGAGGGAGGACACACACGUGACCAUACAUGAUCCAUGAUUCAUUUAUAUGGUACUGGAGCACCGCAGCCACACACCCAAGACUCAUGGCGGCCCAAGACAAUAGUGUUUCAACGGGCAGCCACAAUAGUUCUCAAGACUACGGGGUCACUGAGCCUCGUACUCGUAGGGCAUCUUGCCAAAGCGGAAGACCACCACAUCCGCUGUUGAGAGCAGGAAUCUUCUCCAAAGUAUUUUUCAUCUGGAUGUUCGGCUUCUUCCGUCGAGGGUCUGAGAGACCUCUCGUAGAGGAAGACUUGUAUGAUGUUUUGCCAGAAGACUCUGCGAAUGUGUUAGUGAGUAAACUCGAAAGUGAAUGGAAUAAGGAACUGGAGAAAAGUAAUGUCACGGGGAGGCCUCCGUCCCUCCGCUGGGCGUUGAUUAGAGCCUUUGGCGUGAAGUUCAUGUCAUACGGUUUGCCAGCUUUCGUUGAGGAGGUCAUUUUGAAGAUGGCCCAGCCGUUGAUGCUAGCACGAUUGGUUCUUUACUUCUCCACGGACCUCGUAUCAACCACUGAGGCCUACCUGCAAGCAGCCGGUCUCUCCUUGUCCUCCCUAGGUCUUGUCGUCGCCCACCACUGGUGCUUCUUCGGCUUUGGACGCAUGGGAAUGAGACUCAGAAUUGCCUGUUCGGCCCUCAUCUUCAGGAAGGCACUGAAGCUCAGCAACCUCGCUCUAAGAGAGACCACAAUCGGUCAGCUGGUGAAUAUCCUCUCCAAUGACGUUAACAGAUUCGAUCUGGCCUUUGUGCUCUUGCAUUACCUGUGGAUAGCACCAAUCCAGCUGAUCGUGGUGUGCAUCUUAUGCUGGCGAGAGAUCGGUGUUUCGUGCCUGGCGGGGCUCUCCAUCAUGAUCUUGAUGGCGCCACUGCAGGGUUACGCUGGGAAGCUGUUUUCCAAGUUAAGAUCCAAGACGGCCCUGUUGUCAGAUGCCAGACUCCGUAUCAUGAAUGAAGUCAUCUCGGGGAUGCGCGUCAUCAAGAUCUACGCCUGGGAACAAUCUUUCGGAAAACUAGUUGCUGAAAGCCGAGGCAAGGAGAUACGCAAGAUAUUGUAUGGUUCAUAUUUACGCGCGCUGAUUUAUGGGCUGCAGUUCGAUGCUAUCCUACUGACGACAUUCGUCACGUUUGUGGUCUAUGCCUCGCUUGGCAACCCCGUCACGCCCUCCAAGGUGUUUCCAGUGAUCUCGCUGAUCUACAACUCGCGAGUUUGCCUGUCUUUAUUCUUUCCAUUCGCUGUCAUGAACGGGGCGGAGGGACUUGUCUCCAUCCGUAGGAUUCAGAAAUUUCUGCUCAUGGAAGAGCUUGAGAGACACACCGACAAGGCCACUGUGGAUGUAACUGCCAAUGUUGGACUGGAAAAUCCCGCGGUUCUGUUGGACGAGAUAAGUACAAACGGUGUUGUUGCUCCGAGGGAAGUUCAUAAUGAGAGCGACCACGAUGGCACGGACGCCUCACAGCAUUUGGAAAAAGAAGUACAGUCAAAAUACACGAACUGUGUAAUACAAUCCGAGGGAGAUGAGGAGGUUGGAGUUAUCGUUAGGCCUGCUGAGAUUGAGGAACAAGACGAUUUAGACAAGCCUGUACUGUCCCUUGAUCCAGAAGUCGAGAAAGGAAUUGUUGUGAAAAACUUGUUUGGAUCAUGGAACAAGGGUGUUAGCAACACAGUCCUUCAUGACAUCAGUUUUCGCGUUGAGCCGGGAGAACUUCUCGCUGUGAUCGGUCCUGUUGGGUGUGGAAAGUCUUCCCUGUUGAUGGCCCUGCUGGGGGAGCUUCCCACUGUAUCAGGAGUCAACGCCCUAACCGGCCGGGUUGGCUACACGGCUCAGCAACCCUGGAUCCUGUCCGGCUCACUCAGGGAUAACAUCCUCUUUGGGAAUGAAUACGAUGCGGCCAAGUACAAGCGAGUCAUUCAGCAAUGUGCGCUCACCAAGGAUAUCGAGCUUCUACCUCGUGGGGAUCAGACAUUUGUGGGAGAGCGUGGGGUGACCCUCAGCGGAGGUCAGCGGGCAAGGGUCAGCCUUGCUAGGGCCUUGUAUAUUGAUGCUGAUGUGUAUCUGUUGGAUGAUCCGCUGAGCGCAGUGGAUCCGGCAGUCGGUAGGCACCUCUUUGAAAGGUGCAUCCUUCAUGAAAUGAAUGACAAGGGGCGGAUCCUGGUAACUCAUCAGUUGCAGUUCCUGGACGAGGCCGAUAAGAUUCUCAUCCUGAAGCAGGGUAGUACAGCCGGCUAUGGGACCUACCAAGAGUUACAAAAGGAAGGCGUGGACUUUGCUGCCCUCCUUAAGAAGAAGUCCAAGGACGGUGACGACGCUGGAGAAAAGGAGCAGGUCCUCGAACCGAAGACGCGCAAAAGGAAAAUGUCAACGAGCUCCAGUGCUUCGUUUUGUCCAGCCAAAGAUGAGGCUGAGGCACCCUUGGACAUUCCCCCGGAGGAAAUGGCGUUAGGGACCGUUGAGUGGAUGGUGUACUUCCGGUACUUCCGGGCAGCAGCGGGAUUCCUCUUUCUGCUCGCCUGGGUGAUCAUCGUGGUCGGUGCACAGGCUGCUCUGACUUUCACGGACCUCUGGCUGGCAACGUGGGCUUACGAGGAAGAGAAGGAUUUGGCAGCCAGAAAUCAGGAUUGUCAGAAUGCCAGCAAAUACGACAACCAGUCACAUUACGUCAGAAUUUACGCCAUGUUGUGUGGAGGAUCCACGCUUCUCUUGUUUGUCCGUAGCUUUCUGUUCUUCCAUCUGUUCGUGACGGCUUCCCGGGCUCUUCACAACCAAAUGUUUGCCUCCAUCGUCAGAGCCCCCAUGCAGUUCUUUGACACAAAUCCAGUAGGUCGGAUUCUGAAUCGCUUUGCCAAGGAUAUCGGCUUCAUGGACGAUGUCUUGCCAGGAACAUUCACAGAAUUUCUGCAGAUCACCUUGACUACCGUCGCCAUAAUCAUCUUGAUUUCCAUCUACAAUCCUUUUUGCCUCGCCUUCACCUUCCCGAUUGCCAUUGUGUUUUUCCUGACAAGGAGGUACUACUUAGCCUCCUCUCGAGACGUCAAGAGGCUAGAAGGAGUAGCUCGCAGCCCAGUGUUUUCUCACCUGUCGGCCACUCUGGUUGGUCUAAGCACUGUCCGGGCGUUCAAGGCCCAGCGGCGCUUCAUCGCGGACUUCGACGGGUACCUGGACGGCCACACCCGGGCCUGGUUCCUCUUCCUGGCCACGUCCCGCUGGUUUGGAGUGCAGCUAGAUUUCUUCAGCAGCUUGUUCAUCUGCGGAGUUUGCUUCACCAGUAUCAUGGCUGCUGGCCUUCUUGGUCUGAACUCUGGCAUUGUCGGCCUGUCGUUGACUUACGCCAUCAGCCUGAUGGGGAUGUUCCAGUGGGCAGUUCGACAGAGUGCCGAGUUGGAAAACCAGAUGACAUCUGUGGAGCGCGUCUGUCAGUACAUUGACAUAAAGCCCGAGGCUCCCUUGGAGACCGACCAUAAGCCGCCUCCUGACUGGCCACAAGAGGGAGGUAUUACACUCCGGGAUACAUCCCUCAGAUACACCGAUGACGGGCCUCAGGUGCUGCAAAAUAUCUGCUGCUCCAUCAAGCCGAAAGAAAAGGUCGGCAUCGUGGGCAGGACCGGGGCUGGCAAGAGCUCCCUGAUGACAGUGUUGAUGCGACUGGCCGAACCCACGGGCACCAUCAUGAUAGACGGUAUCAACACGGCCCUGAUUGGGCUGCACGACCUCCGCAAGAAGGUUUCCUUCAUCCCACAGGAUCCAAUCCUGUUUAGCGGAACACUGCGGAAGAACCUCGAUCCGUUCGAUGAGCACGCUGAUUGUGAUAUAUGGAGAGCCAUUGAAGAGGUGGAGUUAAAGCCAGCUGUGGAAGAGCUUCCUGACAAGCUGGAGGCAGUCCUGACAGAGGGAGGCACCAACUUCAGCGUGGGUCAGAGACAGCUGCUGUGCCUGGCCAGGGCCAUCCUACGUCAGAACAAGAUCCUGAUAGUGGACGAAGCCACGGCCAACGUGGACAUCAGAACGGACCGGUUGAUCCAGGAGACUAUCCGACAGCGAUUCAAGCACUGCACGGUCCUGACCAUAGCUCACCGCCUCAACACCAUCAUGGACUCCGACAAGGUCAUGGUACUUGACGAAGGGUGUCUGAUCGAGUUUGACGAGCCUUACAUUCUGCUCCAGAAGGAGGACAGUGCCUUCACCAGGAUGGUCCAAGAGACAGGGAAGGCUGAGACGGUCAAACUCCUCCAGAUCAGUGCUGACAUGCAUGCGGAGAAAGCUGUCCACGACCCGGAAGACGCUGAUAUACCGGUAUGUCUGUAACACGGAAAACGUCGGUUGGCCCCAAGUGACAAGAAAUAAAAAUUCAACUUUUCAAGUGUUGGAAAGAUAUGCGAAAAAGUCAUGCUGUUCAUUACACUGGUUGGGAAUUUCAUCCGUCCGUUGACUGGGUAUUGCUGUGUAAAUAUACUGUUGUUUCGAACGACUAAGUAGAAUGUGCAUUGAUUAAAAAUCAGCUCCCUUUUAGUGCCCGCAAUUUAUGAGGAUGGAAUUUUCGGUAUAUUUUGCCAACUGGUCUGGAAGCGCCUGCUUCCUAAUUAAAGGUUUUGUUUAAACUUCCUAAGGUAUUAAGCGUUUAUUACAUGCUCAGAGGAAGAUAUUUAAUUGUGUAUUUAAUCAUUUUUUCCAAAUGGCUUAGGUAUCAAGAAAAAGCUUCCUAUUUUGCAACGUUAGGCAGGCUAACAACAAAAACGAUUGCUGUAGUUGUACUGCUAAUUGUAAAACAAAAUCCCCUUUGAAAUGCAUUUUAUUCUUAAAAUAUAUUUUAUCUCUUAGAAAUACGAAGCUCUUAUUAAAUCACACGGUGUCUGCCUACGUUUAAACUUUCACUAACAAAGUUGUGGUUCACUGUCGAAAUUAAUGUAGUGGCAAGUGGGGAGGUGCCCAGGGGUGUCCAGCAUGCGCGCGGCCUGCAUUUGGUUGGAGACAGUCCCAGUAACCAGUAGAGACAGAAACUGGCUUUUUCCAAACCCUACUUUUAUUGAUCCCUUGACUGCACAGACAUAACAAAAUACACCCCAAGGAAGAUAAUAAAACUGAAUCCCUGCAAGGCAGAUUAA